CAACUCAAAGAAAAAUGAAAGCCAGCUAAGAACUUACAAGUUAUUAUAAACUAAUGUUUGAGCCUCAAAUUGCUUGGCUUCAAAUGGUGGCAGACCUAAAAGGAAAAGGAAAAAAGAAGACUUGGAAAUUAAAAAAAGGUGCAUCCAUUAAAGGGAUCUUAAAUGUUUGCCUAGAGAUCAACAAAGUAAACCGAGAAAGAAAUAACUUGCUUACUCUCCUCCAACUACCAUAUAUACAUAGGUUUGUGAAUGAUGGAUCAUCAGAAGGUAACCUUCAGAAAAGAGGAGAUAUAAUGGCAGCAAAACCAUUGAUCAGUCGCAAGAAUUCUCUGCGUCCAUGUGUGAAGCAUUUCAGCCAUUCACAUCCAUUACGUCCAGUUGAUGUGAGAGAAGAAGAGGAAAUUAUAUGUUCAGGUUGUGAGCUAGACCUUUCAGGUUCUGCUUACAAGUGCACAAAGUCCACAUGCGAUUUCUUCCUUCACAAGUCCUGCUUUGAAUUGCCGCGAGAGCUCGAACACACCUCUCACCCUCAACAUUUACUUGCCCUUCUUUCUUCCCCUCCUGGUGAUGAUUCCAAGUUCACUUGUAAUGCUUGUGGUGAUUAUGGUACUUCUUUUGCUUAUCAUUGCGCUACUUGCCAAUUCAACCUCCAUGUUGGGUGUGCUUUCUUGCCCAAAACCAUGAAGCAUGUAGACCACAAUCACCCACUUACUCUUUUGUAUUCCACUAAUUUUCUGGACAAGGAGGGCCUAGUCUUCACCUGUGAUGUCUGCAGGAAAGAAGUUUCUCAGACCAGCUGGGUCUACUAUUGUCUAGAUUGCGAUUAUGGUACUGACCUACAUUGCACAACUCCGGCUGAGUGUUGAAGAGAAGCCAACAGGAAGCUCUAGAUCAUGCUUGAAAACUAGAAGCUGCUGCUGCCUCAGCAUUUUUGUUGAUGUGCUUGGAUUGUUCUGUGCUUAUCUUUAUUAACCCUUUACAUAUUUGGCUUGAUUUAUUUUAUUUGAUUGUUUUUUUCCUUA
Molecule: messenger RNA, 1022 nt
Organism: Populus nigra (black poplar)
Lineage: Eukaryota; Viridiplantae; Streptophyta; Magnoliopsida; Malpighiales; Salicaceae
Product: protein VACUOLELESS GAMETOPHYTES-like
Exons: 1
Coding region: 54-866 (270 amino acids)
Source: RefSeq, a predicted model, not a curated record